Molecule: messenger RNA, 504 nt
Organism: Diuraphis noxia (Russian wheat aphid)
Lineage: Eukaryota; Metazoa; Arthropoda; Insecta; Hemiptera; Aphididae
Source: RefSeq, a predicted model, not a curated record
AUGUCAAAACAUAAAGCAUUGACGGUGCCGUUAACAGCGUACAAUAAAAUUUUAGAGAGAGCAGUAAAGGCCGAAACAAAAAUGGAGUUAAAUAAUGGAUUCAAAUGGUUUGUAACGGCUCGUUCUGCUAUAGAAGAAUUUGAACAAAGACAUGUUCGUAAUAUAAGAUUCGACCUUCCAAAGGAUAUAAGCGAUUUGUUUGAAAGAAGACGAUUAAGAAGAGAGAUGAGAUGGAAAUAUAUCUUAGAAAAAUGUGAGGCUUAUGAUGUGAAAAAUUUAUUACAUCGACUAGAACAUAACAAAAUGUUAAAAGAUGAAUUUUGUUUACGAAUUUCUCUUGCCUACAACCUGCUAUCAAAAACGAUACACAACUCAGUAUUAACACCAGGUUCUGGAGAAAUAGUUUUUAGUUACCUUACAACAGAUAAAGAAGUCAAUAAAGCCAUAAAAAUUUUCAUGCAGGAGUUUGAAAUAAAAGAUCAGAUUAUUGAAAUAAUUAAAUGA